This is a messenger RNA of Symbiodinium natans, 1701 nucleotides long. Lineage: Eukaryota; Dinophyceae; Suessiales; Symbiodiniaceae. The record is from the annotation of a GenBank genome assembly.
AUGCCGCUCCUUCGGCAGAUGAGCAACCCCAUCGAUCUGCCUGGGACAGUCAAGUCUUCGAAUACGGAUGAAGGUUUGGACGGACUUGUUGGAAUCCAUCAACGCUUGGACAGGCUUUCUGACCAGAUCGACCUUUGCCUCUCGGAGAUGAUGAACGCAAUGAGCCCGAAGCAAAGCAGCGGCGCAAAUGCGAAUGCAGCGAAUACGCCGCGGCACCUCCAAGCGCCGAUUCCUACCAGCCCGGCCCCGCGAUCCUCCAUAGCAUCACGGGCUUCUGUGGGAUCCCAAUCAGUGGCCUCCUCCUUUCAGGAGGAGCCGCGCAUCCGACGCGUUGGCCGCUCGUCCAUCUUGUCGGCGGUGACACUGAGCACUUCCGGGACCGGAUUGAGCACGGAGACCACUUUGAGCGGCAUGGGGAGGCGAGAGCUCUUGCCGUUCAAUGAGUUUGGCCACGCGGAAGUGCUUACUCGAGCGCAGCUGAGACGCAGACUCGGGAACUAUCGGCAAGGCCGAGCGGCUCGAGCUGCUCGAGCGCAAGCGGAGUUCCUGGAGGAUCCCGCAGAUGCUCGGCUAAGCGCCGCCAAGCAGUGGCUUCUUGAGCGGAGGCGCUGUGAUGCAGUUUGGCUGGCCCUGGAUGAGCCCCAAUCGAGCCGGGCGGCCUGGUGGAUUGCGCUCACGCUCCGGUUCCUUGUGGUUAUGAGCCUCGUGCUCAACAUUUUGGAGGUUGGAGAUGAGUAUCCGCUCAUUCAUGGGGCAGCAGCAUCUGUUCUGGAGAUAGGGAUCGAUUCUGCCUUCUUCAUCGAGUUCCUGUGUCGUCUCUUCUCCGCCCCUUCGAAGAGAACCUACGUACUGGACUUCUACAAUUGGGCGGACAUGGUUUCAGCUUCCGGCCUGAUCCUCCGCGCAACUGCUGGCUUUGUCAUUGCGCCAUCGUCGACGGCAACCGAAAGCGUCAUCCAGUCGUUGCUGUUGUAUGUGCUUCCGAUCGUGCGCUUGCUGAAGCUGCUAAGAUAUAUCAGCUCGUUCAGAUUGCUGAUAGAUGCUGUCACGAACUCUUUGGAAGCCUUGCCGGUAUUGGUGUACACAAUGGUCCUGAUCGUCAUGGCUUCCGCAAGUGGCUUGUAUCUGGCAGAGUCGAGGUCCAACAUCCCUACCUUGGUUCACGCUGUGUGGCUUGCCCUUGUAACAAUGACAACGGUGGGAUAUGGUGAUUUCGUGCCGAAAUCCGUUGUUGGCUACGUGAUUGCGUCCAUCCUCACAGUUGUCAGUGUGCUGUUCAUUGCUAUGCCCGUUGGGCUGGUCGGGUACGAGUUCACGGUUUGCUGGCAGAAUCGAGCUAAAGUUCUCCUGCUUGCUCGGGCUCGCAAACGCUUCGCGCAGUGGGGCUAUCAAAGUCGCGAUGUUCAGCUAUUGUUCGAGUAUGCAGAUUCAGAUCGUGAUGGAUCCCUGAACCUUGUGGAGUUCUGUGAGCUGCUCCAAGAGAUGACGCUCGGUCUAUCAAGCGACAGCAUUAUUGAGCUUUUCCAGAUGUUUGAUGACAACGGAGAUGGGUUCAUCGACCACUCAGAGUUUGUCCGGGUGCUCUUUCCCCUGCGCCGGGAAGAGGAAGAUGGCGCUUGCUCUGACUCGGAAGCAGAGAGUUCUGUAAGGCCUUCGGUGGUAGCCAACCUGCCCGCAGUGCAGGAAUCGGAAGAGGAUUAA